AUGAUUUAUAAAUUCGCUUUGAAUGUCUCAUUAACAGUCAUUAUAAUAUUAUCAAAUACAAAUGAAAUUUUUAGAGUGAUCGGACAGUCUACGAUUGAUACGAAUUUAUUUUUGAAAAAAGAAAAUAAAAGAUUGAGAGAAGUAAGAGAUUUAUUAAUUGAUAUUUCGCCAAAAUACAGUAGAAGGGCACAUUGUCUAGCAUUAUUAAGCGACAAACCGCAUUCUCGCAUUUUUACAAGAGAGCUUAUGGAUACUUAUAGGAGGCACACUUACUUUAUGAUAGUUGUAAAACAUGGUGAGGAUCUUCUUUCUCCAAAUGAUGAUACCGUUGACGCUAUAGAAGGUGUUAGGCACGAUGGUUGCGAAACUUAUGUUAUCUUACUUGGAAAUCCGUACCAAGCCGUGAGAUUAUUGAUGUUUGGAGACAAAACCCGAGUGUUGGAUACAAGUGCGCGAUACAUCAUGCUGCAUGAUUACAAACUUUUAGCGCCAGAUGCACAUUAUCUUUGGUAUAGAAUUGUUAGAGUUAUUUUCAUAAGGCGUUUUAGUAAAAAAUCGAAGUCGCAUUCCCAAUCAGGAGAAACCAGCGCAUGGUAUGAAUUGAGCACCGUACCUUAUCCAGUAAAAGUCAAAGGAAUAUUGGUUUUGAAAAAGCUCGAUUAUUGGCGUAAGGGAAAUGGUUUGAGAAACAACGUGGAUCUGUUUCGCGAUAAAACGCGCAAUUUAUUGGGCUUACCAAUGUCUGUAGCGAUAUUGAAUCAUUUACCAGCUGUGAAAAGAUUGUCAAAAACUGAAUACAUAGGUAACACUAGGGAAACAAAAACUAUUACCGUUUAUACGGGUUUGGAAAUAGAGUUAGUGCGAGCUUUAGCAAGAGCAAUGAAUUUCACUUUGCAAUUGUAUGAACCCGCUAAUGCAGACACUGAAAUGUGGGGUAGAAAAGACGAAAACGGUACUUAUUCUGGAAUAUUGGGCGAAAUGGUAGGAGGUUAUGCUGAUUUUGCUGUAGCUGAUUUGCAUUACACACAAUACAACCUGCAAUACAUGGAUCUUAGCUUACCUUAUGGCACCGAAUGUCUGACUUUUCUAACACCAGAAGCUCUUUUUGAUAACUCGUGGAUGACUCUGAUUUUACCAUUCAAGCCAAUGAUGUGGCUAGCUGUAAUGAUAGCUCUGUUCUUUUUGGGCUUUAUAUUUUUCGGAUUGGCUAAAUAUCAAAUGCAUUUGCAAGUGUUUGUUCAAAAAAUGGACGAAGACGAAAAAGUGAGUUGAUCGAUUGUUCAAAUUGCAGAUGAAUUAAGAGGACUUUAUGUUUUUGGAGAAAUGGUGAAUAGUAUUUUAUACACAUUCAGUAUGCUUUUGGUAGUGUCGCUGCCAACUUUACCAUCCGGAUGGUCAUUGAGAAUGUUGACUGGAUGGUACUGGUUAUACUUUUUAGUUGCUGUAUCUUAUAGAGCUAGUCUCACGGCUAUAUUAGCUAAUCCAGCUCCUAGAAUUCGCAUAGACACGUUGGAACAGCUAUCAAAAUCACCAAUAUCAGCCGGUGGUUGGGGCGAUCAACAUAAGCAAUUUUUUGUCACAUCUUUGGACGAAUACGGCAGAAACAUUGGUCGAAAAUUUGAGGAUGUAGACAACGCAACUGAGGCUGUCGAUCGAGUCGCACGUGGGGAGUUUGCAUACUAUGAAAACAAGCACUUUUUGCGUGAGCUGAUCGUGGAAAAACAAAGAUCUAAUCGGGAGCUUGGAAUCAGUAAUAUAAAAGAGGCAAAUCAACGGUCGCUGCAUAUCAUGGAUAACUGCGUGAUAAAUAUGCCUGUAUCCAUAGGUCUUCAGAAAAACUCACCUCUUCUUCAAAGAUCUGAUCGAUUUCUGAGAAGAGCUAUUGAAACAGGUCUUGCUGAAAAAUGGUUGAGUGAUGUAACGGAACCGCUAAAAGCAGCACAGAAAACUGAUGACCCACAAGAGGCUCUAAUGGACUUAAAAAAGUUGUAUGGAGCUUUUAUAGCCUUGGCUGUAGGUUUUUCUAUUAGCUCUAUGGUAUUAAUUGGAGAAUGGAUCCAUUGGAAAUAUGUAGUGCAAAAGAAACCAGAUUUUGAUAAGUAUAAAAUAAGAGAAUACUAUGCAAAAAAGUAA
Ctenocephalides felis (cat flea) is the source of this 2133-nucleotide messenger RNA. Its product is annotated as glutamate receptor 2-like. The record is from RefSeq and is a predicted model, not a curated record. Lineage: Eukaryota; Metazoa; Arthropoda; Insecta; Siphonaptera; Pulicidae. Gene Ontology annotation, molecular function: glutamate-gated receptor activity. Gene Ontology annotation, cellular component: membrane.